AAAAAGCACACAGAGUUCACAAGCAGAGUCAGCUUUAGAGAGGAGACAAUUCUUUUAGACUGUCUAAAAGAAUUCCAACAUGGCCGUUCAGAGAAGAAUCACUUCGGUAACAAUGGCUAUAUGCAUGAUGGUUGUCAUGGGGACAUGUGCCCAAAGGUCAACAAUACUAAAAGGGACUUGUGUUUUGGAACCAGAGAGCAAUGAAUCUGUGAGGACUCAAGUUCGAGUGGAUGGUAAUACCACAGGUGCAUCAAAUAGCUUGGGAAUUGAGAAUCUAGAAAAUGCAAUAGAAGAACUCAAAGCAAGAACAACAGCCCUAGAAGAAGCACUGUCCAUUCAGGGGAAUACAACAAAGACUGGCAAUGUUAAUGAGGGUUACGGAGAGUCUAGAGAUCUUCCUGGAUCUAGCUGUAAAGACAUUCAGCAAAAGAGAAGCGGAGAUGAAAACCUAAAAUCUGGAACAUACUGGAUUCGUUUCAGUUCAACAUAUACCGUUGAAAUGUUCUGUGACAUGGACACUUACGGGGGAGGCUGGACAUUAGUGUGGACUUAUGGAUUUAAACAACCUACCCAUUUCAGUUCAGAUAGUAACUAUGUUAUCCCACGUCCAAAUUGGAAUACGCGAAUGUAUGAGACAGAGAUCGCAGGUGACAUUUCCGUGACACCACCAAAGGAUAUCACGACACCAGGUGCACUGAGCUUCCCUUUAUGGAAAUCAAUCGGCCAGGAGUUCCUAGUUACAUCAAACAUUAACAACUGGUAUAGCUGCAAACCAAAUGGCGGAAAUUUGGUUGAGAUGGAAUUUGGACCAAUUAGUUGUCACUUAGUGAAGGUCCAAGUCAAGAUGUGUGCAGAUCGUGGAGCCGUCCCAUACAGGCUAGUGAAAGGAAACUGUGGGCCUGCUUUGAGUGGAAGUGGGAAUUUUUAUUACUAUGAGGGAUGUGGGUAUGAUGGACGGGGAACUACGGCACCAGCGCAUGAUCCAUGUGGAGCUGGUAUAAUUUACUUGUAUGUCAGCUACCUGGAUAAAUUUCAAAUUGAGGCCCAAGGACAUAUUUUUAUUCGCUAA
This is a messenger RNA of Owenia fusiformis, 1069 nucleotides long. The record is from the annotation of a GenBank genome assembly. Lineage: Eukaryota; Metazoa; Annelida; Polychaeta; Sabellida; Oweniidae.